AUGAUUUAUUUUUGACACUUGUCAAAAAAGUAUGGUUAACAAAUCUGUUUACAAAUAAUUCAGCUGUUAAUGUUUAUAUUUAUACAAUUACAUAAUUAGAUUUGAACUAAUACGAUGUGCACGGAAGUCGAUGUAUUUAUAAGUAAUUACACACUGGUCGAUCCAGAAAUUUAUCAGUUAUGGGUUGAAGGAAACACAGCUAGUGAAGCAGUAUCUAUUUUAAAUAAACAAGGCCUGGGUCAGACUACAGGAGCAAGUCUUGAGUUGAUUGCGAGUGAUGUGCUGGAUCACUAUCGAACUUAUUCUCUUCUUGAAAAAUUGCUGAGUAAUCCUAAUAAACUGCAAGAACAAGUGGAAUUUCAGAUUGAACCUGCUACUAGACAAUUGUUAAUUGAGAAAUAUUAUGAUUUUGAUGAUAAUGUCAUUAGGGAAUUGCUUGGAAAGAAGUUAUCGUCAAGAAAUAGGAAAGAUUUGGAUGAAGUUGCUGAGAAAACUGGUGUACCACUCAAAUCAUGCAGGAGACAAUUUGACAAUGUUAAACGAAUCUACAAAACCGUUGAAGAAAUGCCAGGAUCAGUCGUGGCUAAUAUUCAGAAAAUUUUCUUUUUAUCAAAAGAAUUAGCUCAGAAAUAUGGCUGUGUUGUCUUCCUAGCCUGCAUACGCUUUGAAACCAACAAAAGAAGAUUACAAUAUUUAAAAUUUGUCGCUCUAAGAAAGUGUAGCGAAAUAAUUAUGGAUGUUUGGACGUAUAGCAACACUUCAGCAGCGGAUUAUUACGACACCGAGAUGGAUAAAGAGUUUUUAUUGGAUUUAAGAGAGUUAAGAAUUAUUAGCGAUCGAGAAAAAGAACACAAACACUUGGUUUGUACAUCAUUAAAACCAACUCUCUUGACAAAAAGCUACGCUGAGACAGAAAGCAACUUCCGUACGUAUUCACGCGCGAUAUUAGCCCUUGCAACAUCCCUGCAUCGUGCCAGAGAGUUGCGAAACUUAUUUGUCGAAGUAGCGCAGUUUAUUGAGAUGUGUAAAGGUAAUGGCUGGGCAUCUAAAGAUCUGAAACUCUUUCUGGAUGCAUAUUCAACAUGCGCGACUGAAUUAGACGUAAUGCGGGAUGGAGAACUGCGCGCCACCUGGGAUCGUUUCAUGAAAGUAAUAGUACAAUGUAUUCUCAUCAUGUUUGGUUAAAUUAUUUUAUAGGUUAAUUUAAUUGUUAUUUUGUUGUAAAAUGAAUCGCGAAUAUUUAAAAACUAUACUGCUGAAUUAACAAAGAGCGGUGUAUGCAAA
Messenger RNA from Dalotia coriaria, 1284 nucleotides. RefSeq names its product acidic fibroblast growth factor intracellular-binding protein (gene Fibp). Gene Ontology annotation, cellular component: nucleus. The coding region runs from base 115 to 1185 and encodes 356 amino acids. The transcript has 5 exons. The record is from RefSeq and is a predicted model, not a curated record. NCBI's taxonomy places the organism in Eukaryota, Metazoa, Arthropoda, Insecta, Coleoptera, Staphylinidae.